This is a messenger RNA of Scedosporium apiospermum, 1356 nucleotides long. RefSeq lists its product as uncharacterized. The transcript is spliced from 2 exons. Lineage: Eukaryota; Fungi; Ascomycota; Sordariomycetes; Microascales; Microascaceae. The record is from RefSeq and is a predicted model, not a curated record. The coding region runs from base 1 to 1356 and encodes 451 amino acids.
AUGCCACAUACAGCGAAAUUGGGCCACCACUAUAACGGCUCUCCCACUGGGCCGGGUUCUCAGCAACCCACACCCCCGGCCACCUCACAGAUGUUCUGGCAACCGGCCUUCGACAUGAGUGCGAAUACCAGCCAAUGCGGUUCGCCAAUCACGGCCGGCCAUCCCCAAGGAGAAGACCAUUUUGCUAUGGCUUAUACCCAUCAAGAAGACAUCCCCGAGCCUCCAGGACCGCCCUACUAUGGUCAUUUCGGUGUGUCGGCGAGCGUAGUUUCAGAUCAGGACGAGUCAAUGGAGCCAAUGACUUCAUUUUACCCUAUUCCGAGUGUCCAACCGCAUUCCCUAAUGGGAACGCCUCACCAGCAGCAGCCUGAGGGCCAACAUCAACAUCUCGAGCAUCCCCCACUCGCCGCCCAUGUGCCCAUGGCUCAGCCAGCCCUCCCCCUCCCCCCGCCGCAGACGGCGGAACCUCCCCCGGAACCGCAAUGCCCCGGCGCUGACCAAGUCCCUUCACCUUAUACCUCCUCUCCAGCCUACACAAAGUCGGCUGCCAGCCCUAGAAGCUCCCGCGCCAAACCCCGCCGGGCGAAGAAGCCCAGCGAACCUAAGCCACGGGUCAGCACGAACCGAAUUGAGAAGACCACCCGGGUUGCCCGUGGCCCUACCUCCCCAUUCGAAGCGCCGAGAGAACUAAGUGACCAAAUCCAGUUCAGAAUUGGCGUUCCUGACGAAGAGAGGUAUUUACUAGAGUUGCGGAUGAAACACGAGGACAUGAAGGGUAAAACAAUGUGGGAUGCCAUCGCGGUUGCCUUUGCCAAACGCUUUGGCAAGAAGGCUGAGAAGCCAGCUCUGCAAAUGAAACUUACACGGGCAAAGCAGAAAUGGGUCGAUCUGUUGAGAGACAUAUUCUACGAGGACGAGAAGGAGAGAUACCAGCGAAUAACGACCAAAUUCAAUGAGCGAGGAGGCGGCUCUAAUCUCGGGUUUAAUGCUAGCAACAUCGAGUGUCAGCUUGUCGAAAUGGGCCUCGAAGGCCUUACUAUGGACGCGGCGACCAAAAUUCGACCUCGACGAAGAGCAAAGGACCGUGGGCGCACCGGCGCCAAGAUCAGUCUGGAUUCGCAGCAGAUGCAGUCCUAUCCCAUGAAUAAAGUUGAGCUCACAGAGGCGCAAAGAGAGAAUCUGUACAGAGAAGCCGAAAGCCGGCUAACGAUGGACGAGGCUGCUGCAGAGAUGGACAGUGAGAGCGAAGGCGACAACAACACUCUUCAGACUCCAACCAUCCCUCAACCUCCAGCGAAUGAGCUAGUCGGCAGCCAAUACUACACCCAUCACCAUUCCGGGCGGGGCUCAAUCUGA